GUAUAAGGCGCUAUGUACUAUUACUUUACUUGAAAAACUAAAAAGCUGUAACUUGACAUUAUAUAGUAAAAAACUCAAAGAAUUUUCUAAGCCUUAUGGAAGAACGUCCUGUCAAAGAUCUCAAACUCUCCUUUUACGUAAAUUGACACAAAUGGUCGUUACUGUGUUAUAGCCUGGUGUUUUGGUUCAUGCAUGGCAUUGUAAACUGGAUAAGCCAGGCCAGUUUACUGACGUUUGCUGAGGUAAGUGUGCCUUCCAGGGAGAGCCCUGCAAAGGGGAAGCACUCCUGUGUGUCCUGGGCAGGGCUGCCCAGUCUCCUGUGCCUGCCAGUGUGGCCUGUGUGCUGCUGCCUCCUGCUUCGUGUUGUGUAAGGACCCGGUGGCUCCUCCCUUACGGACAACCGUGUGCUCUGUAGUUAUUACAUUUACUCAGCAUCAGUCUCUUGGUUUUGGGAGUGGCCUGUGGUUAUGUAAGACCACUGGGAAAAGUUGACGGGAGGGUGAUGUGGAGUUGGAGCUAUUUCUACAACUGCUGAAUUUUAAAUUAUUUCAGGAUAAAAAAAAUUUAAACCUUUGUCCAUGCUGUUUCCAGUUUCGUUUUGUUUUUCUGAUUCAAAGUGGAAGCCUGUAUUUUUGUAUGGGCGUUAAAAAGUAAUCUUUAGUUGAAUGACAUCGCACUUGCAGGUGAGCACCCACAUCUGGGUAUAAAAUUCAGCUGUUUUAUGCAAAGUGAAGGUGCUCAUGGGCCAGCAGCCAGGUGGAGAGAGAACUUAGUAACGAGCCCACUUGUCUCACGAUGCAGCCCAGGUUGACCACAGCUAUACGCACAGUUCAGAUGUUAAAACUAAGUAUAGGAGGAUGUUAGUGAACUUCUUUUUCAUUUCAUCCAAAGCAGAAUGUUGGGUUUAGAAAUACUGUGGUUGUGCAAUGAUGACAUUGCCUUAUUGUAAAUUAACCCUCUUAAUUAGCAGUUAUGCAGGGAUACUAACCUUUCGACAGAUCCGCAGGGAACCUGAGCCCACGUUCAUGGUGACUCCUGCUUGGUUGUUGAUUGUCGGAGCUCAUCCUGCCGUUGGCUGUGCAGUCAGGUCCACAUUGGUGUCUGCGGAGCACAGGAGAAGUCUUGCCAAGCCAAGACGAUCCUCAAUUAUAAAAUCAGUACUCUGAGCACAUAAAGCCUGAGGAACUCUAAAGCAGAGACAUAGUGGGAAUAUUUUGUUUAAGGCACAGCCAAGUCCUCUGAAGGCCAGUAUUUAGGUUAGAGUCAUAUAUGGGCUUGUCUGACAUUUUUUACAUCCCCUUUUCACCCCUGGGUGGCUUGUGGCAGUUACAGGAUUCUCAACUUCCAUGGAAUGCCUAGGAAGUUCCAUAAACUAAAGGUGCGCCUGGAUUUCCACCUCCAGGUUAACUGAGGCUGUGGCUGCUUGACAGGACAGUAUCUCCUUCCCCGGCUGCCGAGGGUGAACUCCUGAACCCCUGUUUCCUUUUUUUUCCUCCUUCCACUGAGUUCGAGUCCAUCCGUGGCAGGUUGAUAAGUUUCAGAAUAACCAGAGCAGAGAGACCCUAAACCCUGCCACAGUUAGACUAUUCCUGUGACAGGUAGAACUCGCUGGUUCCUGAGCUACUGCCUUUGAGAAGGGCUUUCUGCAGAGCGUCUUCACCAGCUCAGAUGGAUUCCUCAAACACAUCCGCUAGAGUGGUAGUGCCCAGAUGGCCAGAGCUUCCUCCUGGGUCACGUCUGCUCUUACGGACCCAUCAUUCUCCCCUGACUGUAGUUAUUGAGAGGCUGGGGAGUAGAAUCCUUUACACAAAUGUAUAGUGACCCAUAACGACAUACGUUUUAUGUAUACGAUUUCUGGGUUUUCUGUUCCAUGGUGUCAUUGUAUAGAUAUUUUCUAAUCUCCAGUUUAUUGAGCAGUGAGAUAAGGCGCAGUGGACAAGCCGUGUGACACCUGUGUAUCGCGUGGACGGGUAACUCAGACCGUCAGCUCACCCCAGCAUCUCAGAGAGGAGUGGUGAGGCCGAGACGAGUGAGAGGCUCACUGUCAUGAGUGUUCAAGUAAAAUUAAUAUAAUUUUAUCUAGGCUGACAGUUUAUCUCCGCAUUAUUCUUAUUUCAGUGCUUUUGAAAUAAAGACAAAACCGUCACAGUUAUUAGUAGAAAUAGUGUCUGCGUUGGGCUUUACAGGUUACUGACUCUCAUUCGACCAUUAAAAUGUCUAGGUGGGGAAGAAACUGUGUGAAAUAAUAUAACUUUAAAUUUUUUGAUUGAUUGAUUAUGUUUUUGGCUAACAAGGAGGUCACUCAGGCAGGGAGCUUGUUGCUUUGAUUAGCAUUGCCCCCUACACAGCACAGCUCUUCUGCUCAUCCCAUUGUACUUGAGAAGCCAGCAUCCUGCCAGGACAUGGCCCGUCCUUUUCAUGGGAUAUUUCAUUUCAUUCUAAAAGGAGGAGUAGAGAUGAAGGUACACAUACACACAAAAUUUUGCCUCAUUUGUUUGCUGACAUUUGUUUUCCAUCAUUGCAACCACUGCCAUGACGACCAUGACCAUGGCCCCGAGGAGCUGCACAGACACCACCGUGGGAUGACGGAGUCGGAGUCCAGCAAGUUUUCAGUACAGGAUGCUGAAAAUGAAAAGAAGUACUAUAUUGACAAACUUUUUGACCGUUAUGGUGAAAAUGGAAGAUUAUCAUUUUUCGGGCUGGAGAAACUUUUAACAAACUUGGGCCUUGGAGAGAUCAAAGUGGUUGAGAUUAAUCACGAGGAUCUGGGCCACGAUCAUGUGUCUCACUUAGACAUUCUGGCGGUUCAGGAGGGGAAGCAUUUUCAUUCACACAGCCGCCAGCAUUCCCACAGUCAUUUCAACGCCGAGAACCGCACUGCGACCAGUGUGCCUGCACAGAGAAACCACAGGUGCGAUCCGGAGAAAGAGGCGGCUGAAGUCCCCAGCAAGUCUGAUGACAAACACCUGCAUGACCACAGUCACCGCCUCCGUCAUCGCCACCGCUCACAUCACCACCUGGAUCAGAACACGACUCAGCGUCUCCACAAUGAUUCUGUCCCUCACAGUGAGCACGGCGAGCCGGGUCACGGACCUUCCACAGAGACCAACAGAACCCAAGAACAGUCUGAAGUGAAGCCGUUGAAGGUCAGGAAAAAGGAAAAAGGGAAGAGGAAGAAAGAAAACUCGGAAGCUAACACACCAGGUUUCCUCCCCAACCAUGACCACAGUGAGCAAUACGAGCAUAAUCGGGUUCACAAGCCUGACCGUGCACAUAGCCCGGGUCAUCCGCAUGCACACCUUCCAGAGCGUGAUGCCCACGGACACCAAGAUCUUGAUCCUGAUAUUGACAGUGAACUUCGGCAUACGAGAAAGCGAGAAGCUCCGCAUGUUAAAAAAAGUGCAAUUUAUUCCACUGCUAGCCACAAAGACCACAGUGAAGAUGACCGCCAACAUGAAUGUCUGAACGUCACUCAGCUGUUAAAACACUUUGGUCUUGGCGCCAACUCUCCCAUCUCCCCCGAUUUGUUCACGUACCUUUGCCCUGCAUUGCUCUAUCAGAUUGACAGCCGACUUUGUAUUGAGCAUUUUGACAAACUUUUAGUUGAAGAUUUAAGCAAGGAUAAAACUCUGGUUCCUGAAGAUAAGGCGAAUAUAGGGGCGUCAGCGUGGAUCUGCGGCAUCAUCUCCAUCACUGUCAUCAGCCUGCUCUCCCUGCUGGGCGUGAUCCUGGUACCCAUCAUCAACCAGGGAUGCUUCAAAUUCCUCCUCACCUUCCUUGUGGCGCUGGCUGUAGGGACGAUGAGUGGAGAUGCCCUUCUUCAUCUGCUGCCCCACUCUCAGGGUGGACAUGACCACAGCCAUCAGCAUGCGCACGGGCACGGCCAUUCUCACGGGCACGAGUCGAAGAAGUUUCUGGAGGAGUAUGAUGCCGUGCUGAAGGGACUGGUCGCCCUGGGAGGCAUUUACCUACUGUUCAUCAUCGAGCACUGCAUUCGGAUGUUCAAGCACUACAAGCAGCAGAGAGGAAAACAGAAAUGGUUCAUGAAGCAGAGCACAGAAGAAUCAACUAUUGGAAGAAAGCUUUCAGAUCACAAGAUAAACAACACACCAGAUGCUGACUGGCUCCAACUCAAGCCACUUGCUGGGACUGACGACUCGGUUGUUUCUGAAGAUCGACUUAAUGAGACCGAACUGACGGAUUUAGAGGGCCAGCAGGAGUCGCCGCCGAAAACCUACCUGAGUGCCGAGGAGAAAAUCAUGGCCCGUUCUCAGAGCGACGGGCUCCACACCAUCCACGAGCAUGAGGUCCACGCGGCGUCGCGGAACCACCAGGACGAGGACAAGGCGGCGCUGAGGAAGCACACCCACCAGUGGCCCCACAAGCACGCCCAUCACUCGCACGGCCCCUGCCACUCGGGCUCGGACCUGAGAGAGACGGGCAUAGCCAACAUCGCCUGGAUGGUGAUCAUGGGGGACGGCAUCCACAACUUCAGUGACGGGCUCGCCAUUGGGGCAGCGUUCAGUGCUGGACUGACCGGAGGAAUCAGUACUUCGAUAGCCGUCUUCUGUCAUGAGCUGCCGCAUGAAUUAGGGGAUUUUGCUGUUCUCCUGAAAGCAGGCAUGACUGUGAAGCAGGCGAUCGUGUACAAUCUGCUCUCCGCCAUGAUGGCUUACAUAGGCAUGCUCAUUGGCACAGCCGUCGGCCAGUACGCCAACAACAUCACCCUCUGGAUCUUCGCCGUCACGGCGGGCAUGUUCCUCUACGUGGCCUUGGUGGACAUGCUCCCCGAGAUGCUGCAUGGUGACGGUGACAACGAGGAGCACGGCUUCUGUCCGGUCGGGCAGUUCAUUCUUCAGAAUUUAGGACUGCUGUUUGGAUUUGCCAUCAUGCUGGUCAUCGCCCUCUAUGAAGACAAAAUUGUGUUUGACAUCCAGUUCUGACCAUUCCUGGGCUGACUGCGAGAAUGUCUGUGCAGCUUGCCUCUGUUCCUUGUCCUACGCACAUUGCUCAGGGAAGUCAGCGGCCUGCACUACUCACAGGUCCCGUGGGGUCGAGCCUGACCACGCAGACUGGUGCUCAGUGCUGUCUGCUCUGCGUGAAUGGGCCUUUGAAAAACAGUUGUGAUAAAGACAGGAGAAGAUGGGACUCCAUGAACCAAUGUUGAUAGACGUAUAAGACUUUAAAAAAGAGAGAAUCAUAUAAAACACUACUAGUCUUUUUAUUAGUAGAAACUUCUGUGGCUAUGCAGAAAUAGAAAUUAAACCAAAAAAAAUCAUUUAAACUUUAAAAAUAUUUUAAAUGGACUUGGAGCAGACAUUUUUGUGUGAAUGCUAAGAAUGAAUUCUAGCGUCCUUUAAUUCAGCUCCAUAUAUACAUAUGGGAUUAAUAGGGAUCAACUCAACACAACUUGGAAACUGUAUAAAGUCGACUUUAGGAGCUAGAGGGAAGGCCAGGCUGCAUUAGAGUAUGGAUUUAGCAUUGGGAAAAGCCCGUAUUCUUGAAUCUAGAGUUACUAUUUUUGUAUAUAUUUGCAUAGUGUUCAAACUUGCAGCCGAAACUACUGAAAUUUGUGAUUGUAUGUUUGUGUGAACUUCACUUUAAUGAAAGAUUCUUAAUGGUUCUUUGCAUUACUAUACUUGGUGUUGGGGUUAUUUUCUUUUGUAACUUUGUUUUGAUUUGUGGGGAUGAGUCAGAGCAUGUACAAGAUAUGUUUUUCUUAAAAUUACCAUUCUAGACAAUAUCAAAGGUGUGGCAUUCCAUCUCCCUCGUACCAACAAUCGGAAAACUUAAGUUCUGAGUGUUCAUGUUACUUUACCGGUUUUGCAUUGGAACUCAGAGCACAUGCUGUGGCUGGCAGUAAAAUCCAAGUCUGCCAUGCUUAUCGUAUACAACUUAUCUGUAUACAACAUGUCGGCUAAACAGUUACUGCACUGGUACCAUGACUGCUGUGGUGCCAAGUUCGUGAUUAAGUCAAAAUCACUCUCAUUUUGUGCCAAGAUACACUGUUGGUGCCUGGGACAGAACAGUCUAUGUCUGCUGCCUGCUCUUACACCACUGGACAAGUGAUGUCUGAGAAGUGUGUGCCGUGUUUAGCCUGACUGUUGACCCAGUGACUUGUAGACUAGUCAUGUGCAGACAUCUCUGUCCAUACCUCAUGCCACUCGCUCCUCACUUCUGCAAGGAACCUGUGUCUGAACCGUGUGCAGCUAGCUUUACUUUACCUGCGCGGCAGUCAGGAGAGCCCUUGGGGAAAACAGACAACAAACCGUCAGAGCCAAACCCCGUCCAUUCCAUUUUAAAUGUUUUCAAAGACAAAAACAAGAAUAAGAGCGGCGCAUGCAUGCAGGUGUUAGCGGAUACUCGUCAGUAUUCAUUAUGUUCUAAGCGAGGGUGCCUCGGUGUAUUUCUCCUGUAAUUUAUGCUUGAAUGAACAGUUGUCCUUUUCUGAGCCCCCGCUCCCCUGAAGUAGUGGUCUGUCCACGUUUUCAGCCCUGGGCACAGCUAGGACAGUCCUCUCGCCUCGUUGCUUGGCCGUUUGAGCAGCCUGCUGAAAGGUGCUGGCCUACUGAGAACUGCCAACUUCAAGUGACUUACAUAUUUUGCUUUCAAAACCAAGAUAUGUUUGUUUGUGGUUCAUUUUUGAGCUUUACACCCCAGGAGGAUUGUGCAUCCCAGCAGUAAAUCUGCUUCAUUUAAAACAACGGCUAGAAUAGCCCAUUCUGAAAUGCCUGAUUUAAAGCCCAUCAGUUAUGCUUACAGUAUAGAAAGUUUGUCUUUCUUUGCUAGAUCUUCUUAACCGUUUAGGAGAGCUUUAACAGUUGCUGCUAGUAUUUUGCUAGGGUUCCACCAGUGUUUAGCUUUUGCAUCCUUCUAAUGUAUAGUUUCAGGUCUCACCAGACAAUCCUAAUUCCACUACAUUUCUGUUUGGCUCCAACAUUCCACGUGGCUUGAGCAGUCUGGUUCUACCGUGCGCUUGUUGGAGGUCACCAAUGUUCCCUGUCCAGUGCUGUCACCGUGUGACACCCAGUGGACUUUGGCGUUGUCACAUUCAGUCAGCUGUGGUUCUGCUUAGAAACGCUACACUUAGUUACCGAUGCAGUGUGAACCCGGUCCAUGACCAGGGAGUCAGCGGCUCAGAUGUGAUUAUGGUCCCGCAAGGUGAUACUUGCUAAAAUAUCUAAACAUUUUUUGUUGUUGUUGUAACUGAAUCAUUUUUUUAAAUUUUUAAAGCUGGAAGUGAUCAAAUGCUGUUUUUUUUUUUUUUUCAUUGUCAACAGUGGUGUGUCAUUUUAUAUAUGUUCCUAAUGCUUACGGAACUCUCCCAGAAUA
Alexandromys fortis (reed vole) is the source of this 7332-nucleotide messenger RNA. It is a transcript of the gene Slc39a10, whose product is annotated as solute carrier family 39 member 10. The coding region runs from base 2403 to 4943 and encodes 846 amino acids. Gene Ontology annotation, biological process: zinc ion import across plasma membrane; intracellular monoatomic cation homeostasis. The record is from RefSeq and is a predicted model, not a curated record. Gene Ontology annotation, cellular component: plasma membrane. The transcript is spliced from 10 exons. Gene Ontology annotation, molecular function: zinc ion transmembrane transporter activity; monoatomic cation:bicarbonate symporter activity. NCBI's taxonomy places the organism in Eukaryota, Metazoa, Chordata, Mammalia, Rodentia, Cricetidae.